GGGUUGACCCCAUUAAAUUAGUUUAAAAUCAAUUAAACCCGAUUGUGAUGUUACCGUCAUAUUAUUAUUUACUUCGUACAUAUAAUAUGUAUUAACAUAAACUUCGUGUAGUUGUUGACACAUUCUCAUACAACGGAUGGUUUCUACCGUAUUAUAGUAAACAUCGUAUAGUUAGGAAACUUUUUUCCUAACAUCAACCCAAUCAGCCCUAUAUAUAUUUGGUGCGACGAUAUUCGAUUUAUUUUGAUUAGUAAUUCGGAAAACACAUAACAAAGCGAAAUUCUUGAACCGAAGCUAAACCAAAACACGGUUACUGACACUGGAAUGUCCAUAGUGCUGACAUUUUCAAACUUCCAACUUGAUCCCAUCUCAUUGGUUUCCAAAAAGCAAUGGUCGCCGCCGCCGGAAACUCACCCGCCACCAUGAAAUCCCCUGCCAGUGGAACUCCCGCGUUCGUGAAUUCCAAAAAACGAAAAUCCCACAGAAACCCAACUAAUAAAUCCGAAAAACUCCUUCCGAAUGACCCACUGCUUCGCCGUCUCUCUUCCGCCGCCGCCGCGACCCGUUCCUUUCUCCAAACCAACGAUCUCUUCCUCCCUCCACACCAGUCUCUCCGCAUCGAAUCUCUCCUCUCAUCUCUCCCCAUCGCUCCUUCCCACUCCACCUCCACCACGUGGUUCCACCGCUUCGUAAACUCCGCCUCAGAAAACGACGAUCCUCGCUGGCAUCACUGUUUCCGAAUGUCGAAGCCGACUUUCUCCAAACUCCUCUCAAUCCUCUCCUCCUCCUCCGAUCUUCCUCCCCUUCCUUCGUCCUCGCUCGCGGCUACACUCUUCCGCCUCGCUCACAACGCUUCCUACAGCUCCCUUGCUCAACGCUUCGGGUUCGAUUCCGUCUCCGACGCUUCCCGCGCCUUCUUCACCGUCUGCAAGCUCGUGCACGAGAAACUAGGGCGACUCGACGAUCCCAAACCUGAUUAUUCGCCUCGAUUGCUCCCCAAUUGCUGCGGCGCGUUGGGAUUCGCGAGGUUCGAUGUAGACGGGGAGCUUCUCGAUUCGCUGAUCGUUCAAGCGUUGGUCGAUUCCGCCGGCAGAUUCGCGGAUAUCUCAGCUGGAUGGCCGAGCACGAUGAAACCGGAAGCGAUUCUCCGGCAAACCAAGCUUUUCUCCGUGGCGGAGGAGGAUUCUAGAAGCUUCUUGAAUGGAGCGCCGUGCGAACUUGGAAACGGUGUAUCGGUGCCUCGUUACGUUCUCGGAGAUUCUCGUCUUCCUUUGUUGCCGUGGCUUGUGACUCCUUACAGUUCAAACGAUGAUGAAGAAGAUGGUUUUGAAUUCAACAACGUGGCUCGCGCUGCGUUGCGUGCCGUUGAGAUUGCCUUUGCUAAGGUUCGAGCUCGUUGGCGGAUUCUUGAUAGGAAGUGGAAACUGGAGAUGGUCGAGUUUUUGCCGUUUGUCGUGACUACUGGCUGCUUGUUGCAUAACUUUCUUGUGGAUUGUGGAGACGGUGAUUUGCAGGAAGAGUGUGUGGUGGUGGCUCGUGAUGAUAGUGUGAUGAUGAAAGAUGAAGAGUGUGAGGAGGAGACGAGGAGGUAUGAAGGAGAAGAAUAUGUUGGGUCGAGAAGGAUCAGAGAUGCUAUUGCGGAGAACCUGAGCCGCGUGGCUUCGUCUGAGAAUUUGUAAAUUGUGCAAGUCCAUUUUAGUAUGCAGUUUCUGGCUUGCGGUUGGUAGAUAACGUUAAUGUGUUCAUGAUCUGCUGACUCUAGUCAAAGCCUCUCCUUCCCAAGUCAAACUUCCUUGUUGACUCCCAUUUCCUCCUCUGUUUCCUUCUUCUGUUCUUGCUCAUCUCUUCCAUUCUUCUUGGGGAAGUACACUUUCUGUAACAUAUCUAUUCUCAUAUCCAAACCCAAUUGGAUAACAUUAUCGAGCUCAUCAUGAAGAAGAACUUUUGUUUUCGAUAUGUUAAUAUAAUUAGAUAAGGAAGCUCGUAUUAAGAAAUCCUCUUAUGUUAUUUCAUGGUUGUAGUUCUUAUUUCUUUUUAACAUUUGGUUUUGAUUGAUAAAACUCAGAAACAUACAAGGGUAAUAUCUAAAAGCCAGUAGAAACACCUUAAAUUCUCGGAAACAUGUUUAACAAGAAGGAAUCGCAAACCCAAACAAAAGGUAACACAUACCAAAAUUACAAUAAUCACUAGAUUAGUUUGCACUGCUACUUCUAAACGACUAAACCCAUAAACAAUCUUUGAGAAGGAGAAUAGAAACUAGACCUCUAAGCAUUGAAAACCACACAAGAGAGAGUAAGUGAUGCACUGGUCUUCGCAACGAAACAAGACUAAACAUAUCUAAACCUCCGGCUCAUGGUACCAAGCAAGAGCCACUACCAGAGGAGACUAAAACUGAUGAGGGCAACCAUGGAACAAAAUUCAAAUUUGUAAGUUUUUAAAUAAAGAUUUAUUUAACAUAAAAAUAUAUUUGGAUUAAUUUGUAAGUUAUUAAAAUACAUAGCAUUAUUAGAAUUAAUAAUAAGUAUUAAUAAUAGAAUAUACUUAGAAUAUUCUAUUUUUGAG
Molecule: messenger RNA, 2562 nt
Organism: Brassica rapa (field mustard)
Lineage: Eukaryota; Viridiplantae; Streptophyta; Magnoliopsida; Brassicales; Brassicaceae
Product: protein ALP1-like
Source: RefSeq, a predicted model, not a curated record